CUGAAAUAGAGCAAAUGCUCAUUUUUUUUUGAAAAUAUUUUUGUCUAAGUAUAUUAUGGUGUAGUGUUAGUUUGUGGCGAGCAAGAACAUCAAUGGCCGCCUCUUUCUCCCCAGCGAUCUCACCUGGCCUACAAUCUCGAGCUCGGUUCGCACAAUCUUCUUUAAGUGGCCCGAGCAAAGUUCGUGUUGGUGUUAGAGCUCAAACCCCAGAUUUUCCUGGACGAGCUUCAUGUAAUGGAAAUGUUGAAUUUCACAAGGGUUUGACAUUGUCCAGAAACUUUAAAGGUAAACCGACUCGUCGGCGGGUUUCCAUGAUGUGUGUAGCAACGCCACAAGUGCUUUACCGAAACCCAGAUGAAGGGACUUGGCAGUGGGUCGACUUGUGGAAUGCUCUUUACCGCGAUCGUAUUAUUUUUAUUGGUCAAGAGAUAGAUGAAGAGUUCAGCAACCAGCUAUUGGCCACAAUGCUUUAUCUUGAAAGCGUUGAUGAUUCGAGGAAACUAUAUUUGUACAUAAAUGGCCCUGGUGGUGAUCUCACACCGUGCUUGGCCAUAUAUGACACAAUGCAAUCUAUAAAAAACCCUGUUUGUACACACUGUGUGGGAUAUGCCUACCAUCUUUCUGGUUUUCUUCUUGCUGCUGGGGAGAAGGGCAAACGUUCUUCAAUGCCUCUUUCAAGAAUUGCUUUAUCGUCUCCGGGUGGUGCUGCUCGUGGGCAGGCUGCUGACAUACGCAAUGAAGCGGAUGAACUUCUCCGGAUUAGAGAUUACCUUUUUAAAGAGUUGGCUGAGAAGACAGGCCACCCUGUUGAAAAGAUCUAUUCGGACUUGAGCAGGGUGAAGCGUUUUGGUUCCCAAGAAGCUCUUGAGUAUGGUCUUAUAGACCAUAUAGUCAGGCCUUCAAGUCUCCAUGACGGGAAGAGCUCCCCGCUCCACAGUUGGUCUUGAUUACGUUUGUAUUUUUUUUNGCGACAUUUGUUUAUAUUAUGCGCUCUGCAUAUACUGUAAAUCUGCAGAUCUAUUCGGACUUGAGCAGGGUGAAGCGUUUUGGUUCCCAAGAAGCUCUUGAGUAUGGUCUUAUAGACCAUAUAGUCAGGCCUUCAAGUCUCCAUGACGGGAAGAGCUCCCCGCUCCACAGUUGGUCUUGAUUACGUUUGUAUUUUUUUUGUGUUGCAAUAUAAAGUUUGUAUUUAGAGUGUCUCUACUGACUAAAAAAAUGGUAAGGUACAACAAAUGAGAUAUUGUGUGGGGGUUCUAUUUCUGCUACAAAAAUUCACCCAUCAUUUGACCCUUGCAAAGCAGGUAUUAUG
Cuscuta campestris is the source of this 1309-nucleotide messenger RNA. The record is from the annotation of a GenBank genome assembly. NCBI's taxonomy places the organism in Eukaryota, Viridiplantae, Streptophyta, Magnoliopsida, Solanales, Convolvulaceae.